Pseudopodoces humilis (Tibetan ground-tit) is the source of this 4017-nucleotide messenger RNA. It is a transcript of the gene DISP3, whose product is annotated as dispatched RND transporter family member 3. The record is from RefSeq and is a predicted model, not a curated record. NCBI's taxonomy places the organism in Eukaryota, Metazoa, Chordata, Aves, Passeriformes, Paridae. Gene Ontology annotation, cellular component: cytoplasm.
AUGGACACAGAGGAUGACCCAUUGUUACAGGACGCCUGGCUAGAGGAGGAAGAUGAAGAGGAAGCCUUCAGCUCCCGGAAGAGGCGAGAGGGUGCUUUGUUGUGUGGGAAAAGCCCGUGCAGAGUCAGGCCCCUGUGUGUCACGCUGCCUGUGUCUGGCUUCUGGAAUAUUGUUGGUUGGGUGUUUACCAACCCGUACUGUGCUGGUUUCAUACUUUUCCUGGGCUGUGCCAUCCCUGCCGUGCUUGCUGUUGUCAUGUUCCUCCACUACCCUGCCCUGGAUAUUGACAUCUCCUACAACGCUUUCGAGAUCCGCAACCACGAGUCCUCGCAGCGCUUCGACGCCCUCGCCUUGGCCCUCAAAUCCCAGUUUGGGUCGUGGGGGAGGAACCGCCGGGACCUGGCUGACUUUACCUCGGAAACCCUGCAGAGGCUCAUCUUCGAGCAGCUCCAGCAGCUUCACCUCAACGCUUCCCACCUUGGGGUGAGCGCGCGGGUCAAGCGCAGCCCGCCGCGGGUCAGGACGAGCUCCGUGCAGCCCCAGCCUCGGCUGGGCACAGGAAACCAGACUUCCAGGGUCGGGAGGGGAGCCCCACGCUGGGACUACUCCAGCACUUACCUCAGUGCCAACACGCAGACACACGCUCACUGGCGCAUCGAGCUCAUUUUUCUGGCUCGGGGGGACUCGGAGAACAACAUCUUCACCACCGAGCGCCUGGUCACCAUCCAUGAGGUUGAGCGCAAGAUCAUGGACCACCCUCGCUUCAGGGAAUUCUGCUGGAAGCCCCACGAGGUCUUGAAGGAUCUGCCCCUGGGUUCUUACUCCUACUGUUCCCCUCCCAGCUCCCUCAUGACCUACUUCUUCCCCACUGAGAGAGGAGGGAAGAUUUACUAUGAUGGCAUGGGGCAAGACCUCGCUGACAUCCAAGGGUCCCUGGAGCUGGCCAUGACCCACCCUGAGUUCUACUGGUACGUGGAUGAGGGGCUGUCUGCUGAGAACAUGAAGAGCUCCCUGCUGCGGAGCGAGAUCCUCUUCGGGGCACCGCUGCCCAACUACUACUCGGUGGAGGAUCGCUGGGAGGAGCAGCGCCGCAAGUUCCAGAACUUUGUCAUCACCUAUGUGGCCAUGCUGGCCAAGCAGUCCACAAGCAAAGUGCAGGUGCUGUAUGGAGGGACAGAUUUGUUUGACUAUGAAGUGAGGAGGACUUUCAACAAUGACAUGUUGCUGGCCUUCAUCAGCAGUAGCUGCAUAGCUGUCUUGGUCUACAUCCUCACCUCCUGCUCAGUGUUUCUGUCAUUCUUUGGCAUUGCCAGCAUUGGGCUAAGCUGCCUGGUGGCUCUGUUCCUGUACCACGUCGUGUUUGGGAUCCAGUAUCUGGGUAUACUCAAUGGUGUGGCUGCCUUUGUCAUCGUGGGGAUUGGGGUUGAUGAUGUCUUUGUUUUCAUCAACACCUACCGCCAAGCCACCCACCUCAAGGACCUGCGCCUGCGCAUGAUCCACACUAUCCAGACAGCAGGAAAGGCCACCUUCUUCACCUCCCUGACCACAGCUGCAGCAUAUGCUGCCAACAUCUUCUCUCAGAUCCCAGCUGUGCACGACUUCGGACUCUUCAUGUCACUGAUUGUGUCCUGCUGCUGGGUAGCUGUGCUCUUCACCAUGCCAGCUGCUCUUGGAAUAUGGACCCUUUAUGUGUCCCCAUUAGAGAGCUCCUGCCAAGCCAGCUGCAGUCAGAAGUGCACCAAAAAGAGUGCCUUGCACCUGGCUGAAGAUCUCUUCAUUGCCUCAGACACCACCUCCAGAGCAGGCAGAGAGACCCUUCCCUACCUUGAUGAUGACAUCCCACUGCUCAGCGUGGAGGAGGAGCCUGUCUCCCUGGAAAUGGGGGAUGUCCCCUUGGUGUCUGUGAUGCCAGAAAAUCUGCAGCUCUCUUCAGAGAAGAGCAACAGGGGUCACUUGAUAACUCAUCUGCAGGAGCUGCUGGAACACUGGGUGCUGUGGUCUGCAGUGAAGAGGAGAUGGGUGAUUGUGGGGCUCUUUCUCCUUGUUUUGCUCCUGUCCAUAUUCUUUGCCAGCCGCCUCCAUCCAGCUAGCCGUGCUCCAGUCUUGUUCCGGCCAGACACAAACAUCCAGGUGCUCCUGGACCUGAAAUACAACCUGAGUGCUGAAGGUAUCUCCUGCAUUACCUGCUCAGGUUUGUUUCAGGAAAAGCCCCACAGUUUGCAGAACAACAUCCGAACUUCCUUGGAAAAAAAGAAGAGGGGCUCAGGGUCACCUUGGGGAAGUAAAGGCAGCAUGAGUGAUACAGGGCAGCAAGAGCUCCAGGGGACUGUGUAUAUCUCCAAGUCCAGGAGCAAGGGAAGACCAGCCAUCUACAGAUUCUCACUCAAUGCCAGUGUCCCUGCGCCCUGGCAGAUGGUGUCACCGGGAGACGGGGAGGUGCCUUCAUUCCAGGUGUAUAGAGUGCCUUUCGGUAACUUCACCAGGAAGCUGACAGCUUGUGUGUCCACAGUAGGGCUGCUUAAGCAGAUGAGCCCCAGGAAGUGGAUGAUGACCACCUUGUCCUGUGACACCAAGAAGGGCUGGAAGUUCGAUUUCAGUUUCUACGUGGCCUCCAAGGAGCAGCAGCGAACACGGAAAUUGUACUUUGCCCAGUCACACAAGCCACCUUACCACGGCCGAGUGUGUGUGUCUCCUCCAGGCUGCCUGCUCAGCUCCAGCCCAGACGGACCCACCAAAGGCAUCCUGUACGUUCCCAGUGAGAAAGCAGCACCCAAAGCCAAGCUGUCGGCCACGUCUGGAUUUAACCCGUGCGUGAACGCGGGCUGCGGGAAGCCGGCGGUGCGGCCGCUGGUGGACACGGGAGCCAUGGUGUUCGUGGUGUUCGGAAUCAGAGGCGUCAAUCGCACGCGACACCCGGACAACCACGUCAUCGGAGACAUGGGCAGUGUUAUCUACGAUGACAGCUUUGACCUCUUCAAAGAGAUUGGCAACCUGUGCCGCCUCUGCAAAGCCAUUGCCAGCAACUCUGAGCUGGUGAAGCCCGGAGGGGCUCAGUGCCUGCCCUCGGGUUACAGCAUCUCCUCCUUCCUGCAGAUGUUGCACCCUGAGUGCAAGAAUAUCCCUGAGCCAAACCUGCUGCCUGGGCAGCUCUCUCAUGGGGCAGUGGGGGUGAAGGAUGGGAAGGUGCAGUGGAUCUCCAUGGCAUUUGAAUCGACAACCUACAAGGGGAAAUCAUCCUUCCAGACAUAUGCUGACUAUCUGAAAUGGGAGACAUUCCUGCAGCAGCAGCUCCAGCUCUUCCCAGAGGGCUCUGCUCUCCGGCAUGGUUUCCAGACCUGUGAGCACUGGAAGCAGAUUUUCAUGGAGAUUAUAGGAGUGCAGAGUGCCCUGUAUGGUCUCGUCCUCUCGCUGGUCAUCUGUGUGGCUGCCGUGGCAGUGUUCACCACACACAUCCUCCUCCUGCUGCCAGUGCUGCUCAGCAUCUUAGGGGUCGUCUGCCUUGUGGUGACCAUCAUGUACUGGUCUGGCUGGGAAAUGGGAGCUGUGGAAGCCAUUUCCCUCUCCAUCCUCGUUGGCUCCUCUGUGGAUUACUGUGUGCACUUGGUGGAGGGCUACCUGCUGGCAGGGGAGAACCUGCCACUCCACCAGGCACAGGACCCCACAGCGUGCCGCCAGUGGAGGACGAUGGAAGCGGUCCGGCACGUGGGUGUGGCAAUGGUGUCCAGCGCCGUCACCACCGUCAUCGCCACCGUCCCUCUCUUCUUCUGCAUCAUUGCCCCCUUUGCUAAGUUUGGGAAGAUCGUGGCCCUCAACACGGGAGUGUCCAUCCUGUACACGUUAACUGUGAGCACGGCCCUGCUGAGCGUCAUGGGGCCUGGCACCUUCACCCGCAGCAGGACUUCCUGCCUCAAGGCACUGCUGGGGGUGCUCCUGGCCGGCCUGCUGGCUCUCUGCAUCUGCCUUGCCCUGCUGAAGAGUGGAUUUAAGAUCCCCCUCCCCAACGGGACAGUCCUGUAG